CUCCGGCGAAUCGCGGCGAUGGCCUGGCUACCGAGCAGCUCGAACGGAGCGGAUAACGCGGACGAACGGAGCACCGCCUCGAGCGGAUCCUCCGGCCACAGCCAGCCCAACGAGUCACCGCGUUCCGGGCACAUGAACGGUAACGGAGGCAUGCGGGACACUGCCGCCGGCAGGCAUCCGCCCGCCCUGCUCCGACAUGCCACGCCCCACCUGCAGCCCAAGACGGAGUCCAUAUCCGACGGAGACGGCGACGCGGAGCUCUCCGACUUCUCGCUCAACGACACGGAGGAGGACGAGGAGGAUCUUCGCGAUUACAUCGUUCUGAAUGGCAACCAGGCGGAUGGCAAUCGCUCACUGUCCAGUUCGCCGCGCAGUCACUCCCGCAACGGACUGCUGACGGCGCCGGCCAGCUCCGGAAGCUCCGUCGGCGGAAGCGGCGGUGGUGGAGGCAACGGCUCCGGCGGCAAUGCAUCCAGUGGCGGCGGCAGCGGCGGAGGAGCCACCGGCGGAGUGCGCAAGGUGUUCACCAACACAAGGGAGCGAUGGCGCCAGCAGAACGUGUCCGGCGCCUUUGCAGAGCUGCGCAAGCUGGUGCCCACGCAUCCGCCGGACAAGAAGCUAUCGAAGAACGAGAUCCUGCGCUCGGCCAUUAAGUACAUCAAGCUACUGACGGGCAUCCUCGAGUGGCAGCAGCGGCAGGCGCCCUCGCAUCCGAUCCGGGCUCAACUGGAGCCGAACAACAACGACAAUAGGAUGGCCAAUGGCCACGCGGCGGACGGGGAGCUGGAGAACCCAGAUGUUCCGCCUGUACGGCACAUCAAGUGUGAACGCACCGACGCACAGCUGCACAGGAAUGGCAUUGGGCACGGACAUGGCAACGGGAACACAGGCAACGACCUGCUGAUGAUUGCCCCGGGAGCCGUCGUCAAAAGCGAGCUCCUCCUGGAGUCUCCACUCCCACUUGGGCAUCCGCUAACCGGCCCACCCCUGCCACUGCCCACUGCUCCGCUGGCCAUGGCCGAGACUCAGCGGAUCAGCGGCACCGUAUCCGGUGUAAAGUCGGCCAGCGGUCGGAGCAGCAAGCGACGCCUCAAGCCGGAAGGCGGAGCCACCGAUCUCAGUCUGGGCAAACGGCGCAGGACGUAGAAUAAGGAAUCUAAGGGAUGGAAUCUUGGAACAAGUGGAUACCGGCUUUGCCAAAGCAUCCGGAGAUAGUAUACUACCCCGUUUUGCUAUUUUUUUUAAACUACCAAUAAAUUACAA
Drosophila mauritiana is the source of this 1263-nucleotide messenger RNA. RefSeq lists its product as uncharacterized. The record is from RefSeq and is a predicted model, not a curated record. Gene Ontology annotation, molecular function: RNA polymerase II cis-regulatory region sequence-specific DNA binding; protein dimerization activity; DNA-binding transcription factor activity, RNA polymerase II-specific. Bases 19 to 1146 code for a protein of 375 amino acids. Gene Ontology annotation, biological process: regulation of transcription by RNA polymerase II. The transcript is spliced from 2 exons. NCBI's taxonomy places the organism in Eukaryota, Metazoa, Arthropoda, Insecta, Diptera, Drosophilidae.